CGGAAGUUCAGCCAUCUUUUAGGGGAGAGAGAAAGUUUCAGCAGUUUUAAAGAUCUAUAAAUCUACACAAAAUGGCUGCAACUUUAAGACCUUAUCUCAACGCUGUCCGUUCAACACUCACGGCUGCCAUGUGCCUAGAAAAUUUCAAUUCUCAAGUGGUCGAAAGACAUAACAAACCCGAAGUUGAGGUGCGCAGUUGCAAAGAAUUGUUGCUCACUCCAGUAACCAUCAGUAGAAAUGAAAAGGAACGAGUGCUCAUAGAGGGCUCAGUAAAUUCAUUACGAAUMAGUAUUGCUGUGAAACAAGCCGACGAAAUUGAGAAAAUCCUCUGUAAGAAGUUUAUGCGUUUCAUGAUGAUGCGUGCGGAGAAUUUCUUCGUUUUACGACGCAAACCAGUCGAAGGAUUCGACAUCAGCUUCCUCAUCACCAAUUUUCACACCGAAGAAAUGUUCAAACACAAACUAGUGGAUUUCGUCAUUCAAUUCAUGGAGGAAAUCGAUAAGGAAAUCAGUGAGAUGAAGCUCACUUUGAAUGCAAGGGCUAGAAUCUGUGCWGAAGAGUUCUUGAAAAACUUUUAACAGCCAUUAUCAAGACAUUAAGAGACAUUAAACUACUAAAGACCUUGUUUAUAUCAAUUUUAAAUAGUACUUAAGUUCAGAGACGGUAUAAAGAAUUCAYAGACAGAACGGCUACUCAAGAUAUUUUGAUAGCAUUUUUGUACAUGUGAUAAUCCCAAAAUGAAUGUAGAAAUAAGAUAUUUUCUUAUAUUAUUGAUUACUGUGCUUAUAAUCUCAUAAUGACACUAAUGUUAUUAUCAAGGUUACGUACCAAUUAAUACCUUGUUACUUUUGAUAUUUUCACGUAAAAAUAUUGUCUUUUGUUAGUUGUCGUUUACAUGUCAUGUAAUAAACUUCAUAAAUUUUAUAA
Messenger RNA from Exaiptasia diaphana, 927 nucleotides. Its product is annotated as actin-related protein 2/3 complex subunit 4. Gene Ontology annotation, cellular component: Arp2/3 protein complex; actin cytoskeleton. Gene Ontology annotation, molecular function: actin filament binding. The coding region runs from base 72 to 578 and encodes 168 amino acids. NCBI's taxonomy places the organism in Eukaryota, Metazoa, Cnidaria, Anthozoa, Actiniaria, Aiptasiidae. The transcript has a single exon. The record is from RefSeq and is a predicted model, not a curated record. Gene Ontology annotation, biological process: Arp2/3 complex-mediated actin nucleation; actin filament polymerization.